GGAAAGUGUGGCUCGCCAUGAAUGCGAUUCAAUGCUUCUCUACCGGUCUCACCUAAACUCCAUUAUUAGGAUCCAUCCCGCUUCUUCUUUUCUUCUUCAAGUACCUCCAGGCUCCAGCAAUUUCUUCAUCUUCUUUGCAUUUUCACUAAAGGUUUAUUCAUUUGAGUGAUUUUACAUAAUAUUUUCAGUUGAAUCAAAAGAUCGGGGAUGGAUAAGAUAGAGAAGGGAAACAAUGGUGCACCUAUUGGUCAAUCUUCACAGCCGAUGGUGCAGCGUCCGAGGGAUGAAGAUGAUACGCCAGCGCUGCGGAGGGCGGAGCCUUUUGCACGAUUGGUGCCAAUGGCUCUAUGUGUUGCGGCUCUGGUUGUCAUGCUGAAAAACUCUGAGACUAAUGACUCUGGCUCAGUGUCCUACUCCGACCUCGGAGCUUUCAGGUAUUUGGUGCACGCCAAUGGAAUUUGUGCUGGUUAUUCUCUUCUCUCAGCUAUAAUUGCAGCCGUGCCUCGCCCCUUCACCAUGUCUCAAGCCUGGACUUUCUUCUUCCUCGACCAAGUGCUGACUUACUUGAUUCUGGCUGCCGGAGCGGUGUCAGCCGAGGUGCUGUACCUGGAACAAAAGGGAGAUUUAGCCAUCACGUGGAGUUCUGCUUGCGGCACAUUUGCCGGAUUCUGCCACAAAGCCACCGCAUCAGUAAUCAUCACAUUUGUUGCAGUAGCUUAUUAUGCAGUGCUUUCACUCUUCUCUUCCUACAAACUGUUCAGCAAAUAUGAUGCUCCCGUUAUCACCUAUCCAACCACCAAAGGCAUUGAAAUUCCCCCUGUUUUCGAUGGCUGACCGUAUGUACUAGACAUAAAACAAUAGAACUUUGUAAUGUUUUUAAUUUAAUCCCACGAGUGCUCCAUAUGAAUGGGGUCAAAUGUGUCGUCCGAUUUGGUAACUAUUUGUACCGUAUCAACAUAGUUAAUCGCAAACUAUAUGAUUGUUAAGUGAAA
Messenger RNA from Mangifera indica (mango), 992 nucleotides. Its product is annotated as CASP-like protein F16. Lineage: Eukaryota; Viridiplantae; Streptophyta; Magnoliopsida; Sapindales; Anacardiaceae. Bases 208 to 834 code for a protein of 208 amino acids. The record is from RefSeq and is a predicted model, not a curated record. The transcript has 3 exons.